AUGUUGAACUCUUCACGACAGGUUGCAGAAGAAGCGUCUUGGAAACAUUUGACGGCGCUGUGGUCCGCAGAGAAUAAUGCAAAGAAAGAAAUUGACAAGGUGUGGACUGCGAUGAACGAAACAGGAAAACAACUUGACGAGAAACUAGUGAAAAUACGACACAACCUUACUGGGCAGGUAACUGAACCGUUGUAAAGUUACGACUCAUAACUUCCCUCUGCGUCGGCACGAGCAAUUUUUUUCAUAGGCGGAUCAAUGGCUAAAGUUAUAGUUUAUUAGGUAAAACUUGGCAAAUUUUGAUUCUGUACCAGUCCUUCUGCCAUAGUAAAGAGAAUGGCACUGAAUCAAACUUCGGCAACAAAAAGUAAUUUUGAUCAGGUGAUUUGUCGCGUGACCAAAAGGUAGAAGAAUACUUCAAGAUUUUCAUUCAGGGAAAAAAUUUUACUCCGCUGCUCUACAUCAGUUAAUAACGAACAUUCAGAUAAUCCAGCUGUGUAGUGUGCUUCAUCACAUGAAGCAGUAUAGGCUAUGAACUGGAUACGCAGAACUUAAAUUGAUCAUGAUAUGCACGGAAGAAUUGUCCAGCAAGAUACUUUAGGUAUAUAUGCAUGCUUUCCAAACUUCCCAAGUCCUUCAGUAUAUGCUCCCCGCAUGUAAAUGAUGACUUUUUAAAAAUGCAAGUGAACUUUGACAUACAGUGUAGCGAGUAAAAUGCCUUCCGCGAAAUUAUAAAUUUUUUUAUAAUAAGAUCUCCUCACUGCGCGCAGUAUCUCACUCGCGUACUAAGGAAAAACAAGGAUACAACCUGUGAUUAUUGCAUGAUAACUAGCUUGAGCGAAUACAGUAACACUUCGCUUGCUGUUCUCAGAUUAACAAGGUAGGCAAAAUAGCCGGACCUGUUGGACCUCCGGGAUUCAAUGGAAGUCAAGGACCCGCGGGACCCGCGGGACCUCCGGGGCCCAAAGGAGCUGGAAACUUAAGCACCUGUCAGUAUAUAGUAAAGACAGAAGCUGGUGGAGGAGAUCAAAUAGCCCAUGUGGACGAGCCCACUGUAAGUCACUACAAGUGUAAGGUGUAAUACUUGUUUUCUUACUUUGUCAGGCAGCCCCGUUCAAUUGCACCCCUGACUUAAAGAGGCUACAGUAUGUCACGACGAUAUUCCUCGUAUUUUAUACUAAUUCUGUGUUGAAGUCAUCACUUAGUACUUUGACAAAUUUUACCAGGGGGCUCUAACCAUGAUAUUUUAUUGUGAUUUUUGCAGGCGACAGGAAACAGGUUCAAUACCUAAAUAAAAUCUUAAAUAACAAAACUGGUUCAAGCUUGCACAAGGCUAAUGAGAUAAUUUGCAUGUUUCUUAUCCAGUUCGUGGAGGGAAGAUGAUUAUUGUUCUUAUUAAUUUUUAGUUAUUCUUUUUACAUUUAGUGAAAAAGUACAACUCCUUAUUUUUUUCUCCCUUAUAUUUUAAAAGUUGCCUUCACUAGAAAAAGAUGCGAGAGCGUCACACAGCUAAGGAGAAGCACAAAAAACUAACCCUCUAUAUUGUCUUGUUUCUCUUUCCAGGGCCAUAUUAUAAUAGCAGCAACCUGCUCUACAAACUACGCCGAAGAUGUUGAGUUUAGAUCCGCCAUUGUGGCCCAACAAAAAAGGCGAUAUAUAUGCGACUACAAGGGCGUCAAGAAUAGUAGGCAAAACCCUAAGAACUGCUCCCUCCACUACUGGAUAUGCUCAAAAACGUAA
Porites lobata is the source of this 1737-nucleotide messenger RNA. NCBI's taxonomy places the organism in Eukaryota, Metazoa, Cnidaria, Anthozoa, Scleractinia, Poritidae. The record is from the annotation of a GenBank genome assembly.